Messenger RNA from Thunnus maccoyii (southern bluefin tuna), 2375 nucleotides. RefSeq names its product calcium/calmodulin-dependent protein kinase IGa (gene camk1ga). Gene Ontology annotation, molecular function: ATP binding; calmodulin binding; calcium/calmodulin-dependent protein kinase activity. Gene Ontology annotation, biological process: peptidyl-serine phosphorylation. Gene Ontology annotation, cellular component: intracellular anatomical structure. The coding region runs from base 127 to 1446 and encodes 439 amino acids. The transcript is spliced from 13 exons. NCBI's taxonomy places the organism in Eukaryota, Metazoa, Chordata, Actinopteri, Scombriformes, Scombridae. The record is from RefSeq and is a predicted model, not a curated record.
GAUGAGGCUCCGCCCCCUGCUGCUGCUGAGGAGAGCAGCCUGCUUCAAACAGCCAGGUAGAGCCAGACACCUCCACCAGCACCUCUGCUCCGCUCCUCAGGAGUCUACGGCAACGUCAGAGCCAAGAUGGGGCGUAAGGAGAUCAUCUGCAGCUGGAAGAAAAGCAUCAGUAACAUUAAAGAUGUCUUUGACUUCAAGGGGAAGAUGGGAUCGGGCUCUUUUUCCGAGGUUUUUAUGGUGAGAGAGAAGAACACAGGGAAACUGUACGCUCUGAAAUGUCUGAAGAAAAAACACCUCGCUCAUAGCAACCUGGAAAAUGAAAUCAAUGUACUGAGGAGGAUAAAGCAUGAGAAUGUGGUGGGACUGGAGGAUUUCUACGAGAGUCGAACACACUAUUACCUGGUCAUGCAACUGGUGUCAGGUGGGGAGCUAUUUGAUCGCAUUUUAGACAAGGGUGUUUUCACCGAGAAGGACGCCAGCACAGUGAUCAAACAGGUGCUGCAGGCUGUCAGCUACCUGCACGAAAACAGCAUCGUACACAGGGACCUGAAGCCUGAAAACCUGCUGUACUAUAACACAGAUGAGAAUGCUAAGAUCAUGGUCAGUGACUUUGGUCUGUCUAAGACACUGGAGCAUGGUGUGAUGUCCACUGCCUGUGGUACACCAGGAUAUGUUGCCCCAGAGGUUUUGGCCCAGAAACCCUACAGCAAAACAGUGGACUGCUGGUCCAUUGGAGUUAUCACUUAUAUCCUGCUGAGUGGCUACCCUCCAUUCUUUGAAGAUAAUGAGACUCGUCUGUUUUCAAAGAUCAUGAGAGCAGAGUACGCCUUUCAUUCACCAUUCUGGGACGACAUCUCUGAGUCAGCCAAAGACUUUAUCAGGCAUAUGAUGGAGAAAAACCCCACAAAACGAUUCACCACCGAACAGGCACUCAGACACCCCUGGAUUGCUGAAGACACAGCUAAAGACGUGGACAUUUAUCAGUCUAUCUGUGAACAGAUGGAGAGAAACUUUGCCAAAUCAAGAUGGAAGCAAGCAUUCAACGCAGCCUCCGCCAUCAACCACAUGAAGAAACUGCAGUUGUCCCACAGUGAGCCAUCCCCCUCGCCCCUCUCUUUGCCCAACAUCACGGUGCAGUCCUCCUCCCAGAAUGACCUGGAGGUGCUGGGACCCUGCCACGAUGAGGCUCACACCCUGGACCCCAACGGAAAUCCCGUCCAUGUCGCCAGUCAUGUCUCCUGCAGUAACCCUGAACCUGACAGGAGUCUCUGUCCACCACUAAGAGGUCACAGUGAGCCUGGCCACACCCUCGCCAUCAAGGAGCCAAGAGAAGUCCAGUCCUUCCGUUCAGAGAGUGAUGCUCAUUUCAGGCCAUCCAAGAGCCUGGAUGCUGUGGCACAGAGGAAGGACCAACCACUUCAGUCUGGAGUCUGUUCUGUCAUGUGAUUGGCCGGAUAACCUGAGAUGAAUCUGGUGCAGUUGUUCUCUUUGAGUCCAUGGCACUCUGCAACAUUCUCCUUGAUAUGACGGUGUCGACACACCUGCUGCUCAACUUUUUCGUGUCUGUUGUGGUUCUCCGCUGCAGUAAACAUGUUCCAUAGACAGACACAUACAGUAUUGAUACUGUAAAAAACACUUUAAUGUGGACUGGAAUGGCUGUUGAUCAUCCAGUGAACACCACAUUUAAACAGACGUGAGCAGGAAUUCAUACAAAAUGCUUUUACGCUGAUGACAUUUACUUUCUCAAAGCUAUUAUUGUAUUAUAGUAGAUUAUUAUAUCUACUGUAUAUUAAUGUUAACAUGUUAAGAAAGAAACCAAUAAAAAUGUAUUUGUUUUGAAUAGAUUUAGGUGACAUAUGCAAUGUGUAUUUGACUGACUGAAUACUUUGAAUUCUGAUGGUUAUAAGACUUAUUUUGAAACAUCAGUCAUGUCAUUCAUAUCCAUUGUAUGUCUUUAUCAAGAUACUGUGUUUAUAUUCAGUUGGGCGCUAUAACAGAAUGUACCUGUACCUGUAGAGUUUGGACUGUUUUGAACCUUGCAGGCCAUUUUUUGGACACGUAUUAAUAUUUUUCCAUUUAUGCUAUUCUGGAUUACAUUGAUGCAUUAUAAAUCCAAUUUCCACUUGCACAAGGAUGAUGGAUGGAAAACGUUCUUUCAUUUAUGAGAUUAAACUUCAUGUUGAGGUGGAGUCACUGAUACACAGUAACUGGGUGUUUUCUGUGUUUUCUGUGAUAUGUAUAUAAGCUGCUCUCUUGUUAAACAACUCAUUAAGUGCCACAAGCCGGUUUAAGGAUGCUGUUAAAACUAGUGAUGUCAUGGAUCAUACUGAACUCACAAAUGUAGUUACCUACGUGUUUUUUUUGUAUUAUUAUUU